Chaetomium strumarium is the source of this 1961-nucleotide messenger RNA. RefSeq lists its product as uncharacterized. Lineage: Eukaryota; Fungi; Ascomycota; Sordariomycetes; Sordariales; Chaetomiaceae. The transcript has 4 exons. Gene Ontology annotation, cellular component: nucleus; SWI/SNF complex. The coding region runs from base 188 to 1729 and encodes 513 amino acids. Gene Ontology annotation, biological process: regulation of transcription by RNA polymerase II. The record is from RefSeq and is a predicted model, not a curated record.
CAAGAACAUCAUGUGGGGCGUCUCAUGCGAACUCCAUCGCGAAGAAACCACGACGCGAUCGACACACUGCCCCCAGACCGGACCAAGCGCCGAACACGGCCAUCGUCGGAAAAUACAAGUAUUUGCCUGGCUUCAGCAACCGCCUCUUGAACGAGCCACGUUGUAGCUGCCGAAUUGACCCGCCACGAUGCAGCCGCAGUACCGUGGCUACACACCACAACAUGUCCCGCCGAGGGCAGCGGGACAACAUGUCCCACAACGCCGUGGCGGCAUCGGUCCCAUGAUGUCAGCAUCAGCCGGCCCUCACCAUUCGAUGCCCAUCACGCAGGCGCAGAUCAACCAGCAGCAUCACCAGCAGCAGCAGGCGAAUCACCUUGCAAAGCUGAGGAGUCGAAAGCCGACCGACAAGUCACUGCCCGAUGGCGUCGAGGAGACUCUGGUUGGGAGCGAUGUCGCCGCCGCUUACAAGAACCUUCGCGACUUGGAGCGGCGGCUGGAUGCCACCAUGACGCGGAAACGGCUGGACAUUGUCGACUCGCUGAGCCGCAAUGCUAAGCGCUACAAGACCUUGCGCAUAUGGAUCAGUAACACCGUGGAGGACCAGUUCUGGCAGAACAGCAGCCUCAAUGUUGACACGUUCGACUUCACCUCCAGCCUUGAAUCCUCAUAUCGUGUGAAGAUAGAAGGCCGACUGCUUGACGACGAAUAUGACCUGGAAGCGGACGAGGAGGCCAGCAAGGCCGGGGAGAACGCGGGAGACGACGACAAGAUGGAGACAGAUACGCCCAGCAAGAACAAGACCAAGUCUGCGCCCGCCAAGCGGUCCCGCCUGUCCCAUUUCUUCAAGGCACUCACGGUCGAUUUUGAGCGCCCAAGAUCUGGUCGCCCAGGCUCGGAGACCAGCGUUGAGUGGAAGAAACCCGACAGGACCCCGGCCGGGGCAGCCAAUUUGCCCGCCAUGGCCGACUUCGACGAGUUCACAUUCAAGAGAAACGGGGACGAAAACAUGAAUAUUACCAUCAGCCUAUUCAGACACGAAGAUCCAGAGCGCUUUGAGCUCAGCCCGGAGCUCGCCGAAAUCAUCGACAUGCGCGAGGCGACGCGCCAGGAAGCAGUCAUGGCUCUGUGGGACUACAUUAAGCUGAUGAACCUGCAAGAGGACGAAGAAAAGCGCAACUUCAGAUGCGACGACCUACUACGAAAGAUAGUACCGCGCGACCGCGAAACCGGCUACAUUCCCCAUCUCAACGACUACCUGACCCCUCACCUCCGGCCCCUGCCACCCAUCAAACUGCCAUACACGAUCCGCGUCGACGAAGAGUUCCACAAGGAUCCCAAACCUACCAUCUACGACGUCCGCGUCGCAGUCGACGACCCCCUUCGCGCCAAGCUGCUCCCCUUCAUCCAGAACCCGCAGUACGCGGCGAUGCUCAAGGAGGUCGCCGUCCUCGACGAGCAGCUGGCCACGCUGGUGCAGGCGGUCGCGCACUCCAAGGCGAAGCACACCUUCCUCGCGUCCAUGGCGCAGGACCCCGUCAGCUUCGUCAAGGCCUGGCUGAGCUCGCAGAAGAGGGACGUGGAGGUGAUGAUGGGCGAGGCGACGCGCGGCGGCGGGGAGGAUGCCACGGGCGACGAGUGGAGGCGCGGCGGUCGGGAUAGUGUCUGGGCCACGCCCAACGCGAGGGAGAGUGUGAAUGUCUUGCUCUCGAAGCAGCCUAUGAGGGCGUAAGGUUCAAGGGUCUUCUGAUCAGGUUGAUUUGUCGAAGGCGUUUGUUUGGUGGCGGGUCGUCUCUUAUACUGGAAUGUCUUGUGGAGACAAUGUACUUUAGUUAUACGAAGUAAACCUGGGCUCUAUGUUAGAUGGGGGAGUGCAGAGAUAUCAUGGAUCCGCUGCGUGUGCUCGUAAAUUUGCAGUGUGCUAGCAUCUAUCUGUGACAGAACUGACCAGCAUUGAAGUCAUC